AUGGCUGGAGAAAGGACUAAUCAUGUGAAAUCAUUCAUAUAUUGCAACAAUUGGAGUCAACAUCCUCACUUUACAAGACUAGCAGAAGAAAGAUGGCUGGUGCAAGUUGCAGGGUACAAAAUGUUUCAGAUAGUUAAGAGGCUGAAAUUGCUCAAGAGAAAGUUAAAGAAACUGCACAAGGAUCACUCCAGUAAUAUAAUAGCAGAGGUAGAAGAGGAUAUAUCAUCUUACUUAGCAGAAGUGUAUUUGCAACAGAGGAGUAAAGAAACUUGGAUGCACUUGGGAGAUGAUAAUACUAGCUACUUUCACUCUGUCAUAAAGCACAAAAAACUAAAUCAAGCAAUAAUUCAGAUCAAGAAUGACCUGGGUGAGCUAAAAACUAAUCAAGACAUCAUAGCUCAGAUAUUUGUAGAUUACUAUCAAGACCUGCUAGGAAAGAAGGCAACAAUUAUGGUGCCAGCUCAUCCAGCAAUCCUUAAGAGGGGAAUUAUUUGUUCUACAACACAACAAAUUCAGCUUAUAAAGGAGUUCACAGAGGAAGAAGUCAAAGCAGCCAUGUUUAGUAUUGACAAAAACAAAGCCUUGGGCCAGAUGAAGAUGCUUCAACAGAUAAAUGCCACAAAUAUUGCCCUUAUUCCAAAAUUUGAUCAUCUUGAAAGUGCAAACCAGUGCAACCCAAAUAUUGCUUCUGCGCUUUCGCUUUUGCGGCUCCUCACGCGCAAGAGCUGUCCCGCUUCUGCAGAACUUGACCACAUCUACGGUCCACGCCUCCCCCAGCAAAAUCUGCUUCUACGAGUCCUUUCCCGCACCUGUGGCCCUCUUCACGCAGACACUACAGUCGAAACCACCCGAAGAUGUCUCAUGAAAAUAGAUCUCAGGAAGGCGUAUGACAUGGUUAGUUGGGAAUUUUCGGAGAAAGUUUUGAGGGGGUUUGGAUUUCCUGAGAAGUUCAUCAGUUUGGUCAUGACAUGA
Messenger RNA from Nicotiana attenuata, 972 nucleotides. RefSeq lists its product as uncharacterized. The transcript is spliced from 5 exons. The record is from RefSeq and is a predicted model, not a curated record. Bases 1 to 972 code for a protein of 323 amino acids. NCBI's taxonomy places the organism in Eukaryota, Viridiplantae, Streptophyta, Magnoliopsida, Solanales, Solanaceae.